AGCACCACUCUCCUAAAGCAAAAACCAAUAGAGAUAGAUGGGUUUCGCAGGCUGCUGCUGCUCCUCUCUAUCAUCUUCUUCUUCUUCUCUAGCAAGAAACUCUCUCGCCUUCUUCACUAAAUCCCAAUAUCUAUUCCUCACUUCCAGAACAAUUAACUUCACCAGGAGAAACAGUAUCAUUACUAAUCUUCACCAUGAUCGUCUUCUCCAUUACCCCUCUUCUCUCCAUCACAGGGAUUGUACUAGUUUUUACAAGAAAUCUUCUCAUCUAUCAACUGUGGCAAUCUCCGCAAAAGUACGGGACGAAUCUUCAUCCAAUAAAACCGAUGUAGUUCUUACUAAGAAAAUGCAGAAAAAAUUACGCUUUGAAGCUCCUGAGAACAAGUUUAAAUUCAAUCUGGAGAUGUGUUCUAGACAUGGUGAUCUUAUUGAAGCCCUUCGUCUUUACGAUGAUGCUAAAAUUCAAGGUAUUAAAAUUACUCAACACCAUUAUAAUAUGCUACUUUAUUUAUGCUCUUCUGGGGUUGAUGUGAAAGGGGAAGGUGAUACCAGUGAUGAAAAUGUUUCAAAAUUAGGUCUUGAAAGGGGUUUUGAGAUUUAUAAACAAAUGAAUAUCGAUAAAAUUGCGCCGAAUGAGGCUACAUUUACUAGUGUAGCAAGAUUAGCUGCUAAAAUGGAAGACCCAGAAAUGGCUUUUGAUUUAAUUAAGAAAAUGAUGAGUUAUGAAAUUGUGCCAAAACUUAGGUCUUAUGGACCAGCUUUAUACGGUUUUUGUAAAAAGGGGGAAGCAGAUAAGGCUUAUGAAGUUGAUGCACACAUGGUGGAUUCAGGGGUUAUAGCGGAGGAGCCAGAAUUAGCGGCUUUGUUACAGGUUAGUUCAAGUGUAGGGAGGGGAGAGAAAGUGUACGAGCUUUUACAUCGGUUGCGCAGUUCAGUUAGACAGGUGGUUGAAUCUACUGCUGAGAUUGUGGAAGAUUGGUUUAAGUCGGAUAAGUCUAUAGAUGUUGGGAAGGAGAAUUGGGAUAUGAGAGAGGUGAAGAAUGGGGUUGUUAAGGGAGGGGGAGGGUGGCAUGGGAUAGGAUGGUUGGGCAAAGGAAAAUGGAAUGUGGUAAGAACUGAGAUGAAUGAGGAUGGUGUUUGCCGUACUUGCGGAGAAAAGCUUGUUUGUAUUGACAUUGAUCCAUUGGAGACAAAGAAUUUUGCUACCUCAUUGUCCAACUUAGCUGGCAAAAGAGAGGUCAAGGCUGAAUUCAAUAAAUUUCAGGAAUGGCUUCGCCGAAAUGGUCCAUUUGAUGCUGUUAUAGACGGUGCCAAUAUUGGUCUUCUUAAAGCGCGUGAUCUAAACUUUGCCCAGCUAAACCGUGUUGCAAACCGGAUUCGUGAACUGAGUCCUUCAAAGAAAUUGCCACUUAUUAUUUUGCAUAGUCGACGUGUGUAUGGUGGUCCUGCAGAAAAACCAAUUAAUAAGAAGCUAAUCGAAAGCUGGCAAAAAUCUGGUGCACUUUAUACUACCCCUGUUGGGUCAAAUGAUGAUUGGUAUUGGUUAUAUGCGGCCGUUAGUUGCAACAGCUUGCUAGUAACGAAUGAUGAGAUGAGGGAUCACUUAUUUCAGCUUCUUGGAACUAAUUUCUUUCCAAGAUGGAAGGAAAAGCAUCAGGUCCGACUUUCAGUUUCUUCAGAAAAGGGUUUGACGUUCCACAUGCCUCCACCAUAUUCAAUUGUCAUACAGGAGUCGGAAGGUGGUAGUUUGCACGUACCUACAGUCACCGGUGAUGACAUUGAGAACCCUAGACAAUGGGUUUGUGCAACAAGGGCUUCAGCAUCUGUCGCUCCUCCCUCAACCGAAGGAUCCUCAAGGGCUUCAGCAUCUGUCGCUCCUCCCUCAACCGAAGGAUCCACUCCCUCAGCCGAAGGAUCCAAUAUCAGUUUGGCUGAAAAAACUCUCAGGAAACUGAAACUUUCCAAUUCUCAUAGUUGACCCACACAAAUGAUAUCUUAGUAAAAUGUUUUGUACAUUGUAUUUUCCUUUCUUUUCCGGUGCAUUUUCCGUAGGUUAAAAUGUGUAGGUAGUUCUUUUAAUAGUUUUUUUACUGUCAUCAUAAGCCUUAGGCAAUCCCAACUAUUAGAGCAUCUCAAUUUUCCAAGUUGAGUGCAUGUGAACAAGCCAUUAGGUAACUCUAGUGUUCUGUUGUUGUAUGACUUAUAGUUUUAAUCAUUUGGAGAUACACCAUUACUUA
Molecule: messenger RNA, 2237 nt
Organism: Papaver somniferum (opium poppy)
Lineage: Eukaryota; Viridiplantae; Streptophyta; Magnoliopsida; Ranunculales; Papaveraceae
Product: proteinaceous RNase P 1, chloroplastic/mitochondrial-like
Exons: 6
Coding region: 38-1978 (646 amino acids)
Biological process (GO): tRNA 5'-leader removal
Molecular function (GO): protein binding; ribonuclease P activity
Source: RefSeq, a predicted model, not a curated record